UUGGUCUAUAGCUGACUGACAUUUCAGAGCCUGUAAAAUCAAGCAAAUUUAAAGGGAGCUCAGUUGUGAGGUGUAUUCAUCAAUCAUGCCCAACAUUUUUCGCAGCUUUCUAUCAGAUCGCUAUAGUGGCAAGCAAGAACGAUUCUACGAACGUUAUGAUGCCUUUUUUCGAGCUAUACCCAACCUGCCACCGAUGCCCAGACCAAAACCUAGUAACAACAUAAGGUUUACCACAAGGCCCGAACCAAAGACAAACCUCAAGUUUACCUAUCUUUAUGGUAGUAGGGAACCCAGCAGCGAUUGGCGUCAGGGCGAUGAUAUAUCCAUUGUGGACAGAAGGAAAAUGGAGGAGGACCAUGGCAUCCAGUUGAUGAGCAUUCAACCGGCUUCCGAAAAUUCGUUGGUCAGCCAUAUUAUCUGGGAACUCAAAAUGCCGGACCAAAGUCCAGAAUUAAUACCCAAAACCAAAAAAGGCAUUAAAGUAGGCAUCAUUACGGUGCUGGCUGAAGCCACAAAGACUCGCUCGAGGUUCAUAAGAAAAAGUCAACUUUUGGCCAAAGUGCCAGAGCCACAAAGUGUGGUGCAAUCACCUCCGCCUCAGCCCAAAAAACUGGCGGAGAAAAGGCGUUUCAAACGGCAGGGCGAGCAAUUUGAAUGCAGCUAUUGUGUAAAAAAAUUCGAUCACUCCUGGAUGCUAAUCGCCCACAUGAGGACUCACACGGGAGAAAGACCUUUCGUGUGCCCCGAACAAAGUUGCCAGAAGUCCUUCGCCGAUCGUUCUAAUCUACGCUCCCAUCAGCGCACAAUGGGCCACCACGAGUGGCAACAUCAGUGUGGUCAGUGUGGCAAGUAUUUCAGCCAGAUAUGUUACCUUAAUCGCCAUUCGAUGGAAGCCUGUCGGAAAUAUCUGAUGAGCAUUAUGCAUAAGAAGUUUUAGCUAUAAAACAUAAAAAAACAACUAUAA
This is a messenger RNA of Drosophila biarmipes, 964 nucleotides long. RefSeq names its product zinc finger protein 189. Gene Ontology annotation, biological process: regulation of transcription by RNA polymerase II. Gene Ontology annotation, molecular function: RNA polymerase II cis-regulatory region sequence-specific DNA binding; DNA-binding transcription factor activity. NCBI's taxonomy places the organism in Eukaryota, Metazoa, Arthropoda, Insecta, Diptera, Drosophilidae. The record is from RefSeq and is a predicted model, not a curated record. The coding region runs from base 86 to 937 and encodes 283 amino acids. The transcript is spliced from 3 exons.